Opisthorchis viverrini is the source of this 222-nucleotide messenger RNA. RefSeq lists its product as hypothetical. The transcript has a single exon. The record is from RefSeq and is a predicted model, not a curated record. NCBI's taxonomy places the organism in Eukaryota, Metazoa, Platyhelminthes, Trematoda, Opisthorchiida, Opisthorchiidae. The annotation marks the transcript as partial.
AUGUCUACCCUCGAUAAUCUUGGAGCGCAAGAUGAGGCAAUUCUCCUUCAGGCAAAUUCAACCCCUCAUCGACCAGAAUUAUCGUAUGGCUACCAUUGUAAAUCCGGUAGGAGUAGCCCGUACGAGAGAUCCAGAGCCAAAGAGGCGAAACUCGAAGAGGAAUUCAAUAUGUCCCGCCGUAUUCGUGCACAGCCGGUACGGUGCCGAACUCCAAUCUUAUAA